UUCCCAAUUUGAUGGGCAAACUUUCAGCAGAAACUCCACUCAAAGAACAAAAACAGAUAAUAACAACUGGGUGGAGCAAAAUUCAGCUUAACUCUGCUCAACUCUAAAGAUUCUUUUAAAUUCUUGUAAAGAUGAAGACCCAAAAGGAUUUGAAUGAAAAUGGUGUAUACUCUGAAGCCAAAGAACCAGACAGAACCCAGCAGAGUAACGGCGUUCCUACGCGUCUGGAAAGCCGGCGCUGGCUGAUUUUGUUCCUGUUCACCUUCUACUCUCUUAGCAACGCUUACCAGUGGAUCCAGUACGGAAUCAUCAACAACAUCUUCAUGAAGUUUUAUGGAGUCGAUGGCUUCUCUGUAGACUGGCUGUCCAUGGUGUACAUGCUCGUCUACAUCCCCUUCAUAUUCCCGGUCACCUGGCUGCUGGAUGUGAAGGGACUGCGCGUCACGGCGCUGGUGGCAAAUGCGCUCAAUUGCGCAGGGACGUGGAUUAAAGUGGCCAGUGCCAGAAGUGACAUGUUUUGGGUGACCAUGCUUGGACAGCUGUUUUCUUCAGUCGCCCAAGUCUUCAUUCUGGGGUUACCUGCCAGGAUUGCCGGCGUCUGGUUUGGCGCAGAUGAAGUUUCCACCGCCUGCUCCAUUGGAGUUUUUGGCAAUCAGAUGGGUAUUGCCAUUGGGUUCCUGCUCCCCCCCAUCCUUGUCCCAAAUGUGAACGAUAUGAACGAGCUAACGCAUAACAUUAGGGUUAUGUUCUACAUCAGUGCAGGUGUGGCCACCUUCAUCUUUAUCCUUGUUGCUAUUGUGUUUGAAGAGAGACCAGAGAACCCUCCAUCCCUUUCCCAGGCUCAGGCCAGGUCCAUCUGUGCAGACAAAUACUCUUACACAGCAUCCAUCUGCAGGUUGUUGGUCAACAAGCCCUUUAUGCUACUUGUGAUCAGCUAUGGGCUGAAUGUGGGCUGCUUCUAUGCUGUUUCCACUCUGUUAAACCGGAUGAUCAUUGAACAUUAUCCUGGUGAGGAGGUGAAUGCUGGGAGAAUCGGUCUCACCAUUGUCACUGCUGGCAUGGGUGGGUCCCUCAUCUGUGGCAUUUGGUUGGACAAGACCAAAACCUACAAACUAACCACCCUGGUUGUGUACAUCCUUUCUCUGGUUGGAAUGCUAGUCUACGCCUUUACCCUCAAUCUGGGUCACCUUUGGGUGGUGUUUGUCACUGCUGGAGUCUUGGGCUUCUUCAUGACAGGAUAUCUGCCUCUUGGUUUUGAGUUUGCUGUUGAGCUCACUUAUCCAGAAUCUGAAGGAACAUCAUCUGGACUGCUGAAUUGCUCAGCUCAGAUCUUCGGAAUCAUUUUUACCAUCGGUCAAGGGAAGAUCAUGGAUAGAUGGGGAACUUUUGCUGGAAACAUCUUCCUAUGCAUCUUUCUUCUAAUAGGAACAGUCAUGACAGGAUUUAUUAAGUCAGAGCUCCGUCGGCAGAAGGCCAACGAGCAGGUGGAGAGCAAAAUGACUGCAGAUGACGUUGUUGCUCCAUAUAACAUCCCAGAGUACGAAAACGCUGUAAAAUAAUGUGGUACUGAAAACAAUGUUUACUUAAUAAUCUAAUAUUAUUGAAAUGUGUAUAAAUGUUCAAAAGAAUGCUGACAUGGAGACUGUUACCACCCUGAACUGCAUGCGAGCAGUCUACAUAUACAUUUGACAUGUGGUUGGAACACCAAGCUGCUAAAGUUCCUUACAAUUAUCCAAAGUGUGACUUUUACAAUGAACCUAGUUUUCUUUGAAUAUUAAGGGUUUUUAGAAUAUCUACGGUCAAUGAAGACAACUGUGAUGUUUUUCCUUUUAUGGUAGUGAGGCCAUCUUACCAUUGAAGAUCAUCUGGAAGAAAAUCUUCUGAAUCCUGUUUAUACAUAUGAUUGAUGCUGUGCAUCUUUCUUUAUAAAUCAUUAGUGAGGAAUUUGCCAAAUUUAUGGGUGAAUUCGACACGUCUACACAGGGGUUGAAUUUCUAAAAAUAUAAAGUAACGUUCAAAGAAUUCCUAAUAUUUUCACACAACCUAUUUUGUAUUUUAAGGUGGAAGAAUAAAAUGCUUUUGGUGUGUAAAAUAUGCUUUUGUGAUCAGCAUUUUACUAUGUGACUGACGUACUGUAGUACAGCUGUGUAAUUGCAACAAUUUAAUUUUGUGUGUGAGCUCUUAGUACUUUUAUUGUGAUGGGAACUGAAAUACUUCCAUUUUCUGUGUUGUAAAUGUUUAGGGUGUUGGUAAAGGAAACGUUUAGACUGCA
Molecule: messenger RNA, 2272 nt
Organism: Oryzias latipes (Japanese medaka)
Lineage: Eukaryota; Metazoa; Chordata; Actinopteri; Beloniformes; Adrianichthyidae
Gene: flvcr2a
Product: FLVCR choline and putative heme transporter 2a
Biological process (GO): heme export; transmembrane transport
Cellular component (GO): membrane
Molecular function (GO): heme transmembrane transporter activity; heme binding
Source: RefSeq, a predicted model, not a curated record